AUGCAGCCACGCCGUUUAGCCUCACGUGUACUUGCUCUAUCGACCAUAACGGCACCUCCAAGUGCCAUCACAACCGCAAUAAUCGCAACGGUACCUGGCACAACUUCGUACGUGUUCCGACGUGGCAAUCCACCGGCUCCUGCCUCGCACAAGCGAGGCGAGGCAACCGAUGAACGCAACGACAAGCCCCAAAGGCCUGGCUACCUCAACGCGUUUGGUGACGAAGUCACUUCGAGCGGCUGCAAGUGCUUGGACAUUCCAGUGAAGACCGUUGUGGUUAGUAAAACUUCAACGGCAACGUCUGCAGCUACUGUGAGUGAAGCUAUCGCUGGCCCUGUAUUCACCCUGGACGCUCCAACAGAGCACGACAAUGACUACAACGACACCCCUGUCAAAAGUCAGAACUACAAGCACAAGGGCGAUCUCUGGUCCCACCACAACACUAUACCCAUGCGCAACACCACUCCUAACACUCGUCCCUAUACUACCUUACGGCAAUGCCGUCUCUUCUACAGACCUUGA
Macroventuria anomochaeta is the source of this 522-nucleotide messenger RNA. RefSeq lists its product as uncharacterized. Bases 1 to 522 code for a protein of 173 amino acids. The record is from RefSeq and is a predicted model, not a curated record. NCBI's taxonomy places the organism in Eukaryota, Fungi, Ascomycota, Dothideomycetes, Pleosporales, Didymellaceae. The transcript has 3 exons.